AUGAUCGUCACAUAUUCAGCAAGCAAUGAACUGCGGCUCUACCGUGCCAUGCUCAAAUGGGAAGGCACACCAGUUGAUUCCAAUACUCAACGACCAAACAAUUCCAUUGCGGUGCCGAGUGUGCAGUUGGCUCACAUCGAGGUUGAAGUUCCAGCUGUUGUACCAUCACCGUCAACAUAUGUCAUAGGGAACGAAGACAACAUCACCAACAAUGCAAAUGGACUGUUUGCACUUACGCACCUGCAAGUAGUGGCCUGUCCGGUGGAUGCUCCUGGUGGGCAAACCGCACCAAUGAUACUAGCCGUGUUUUCCUGUCUAUUACACAAUAUCCACGGGCGGUCUCACCUACAACAUCCCAGUGUCAUUGCUAGGUGGGAGCUUCGUUCGGUCAACCAAAAUCUUCACAAGAGUUUUGAUGAUAUAGUAUCGAAAAAGCCUCGAAAUCCACUUCUGCCAAGUACCGAGCUGAAUAGACAGGCGGAUACAUAUUUUGACAGACAUAUAGUUUCCAUUGACUACAUGGAGACCGGGAAUAUCUUUGCUAUUACCACCGAUGAUGGCAAUAUAGCAUUUUAUGACGCAAAGGCCUUUACUCCUUUAUCUGGCGUUGAGGAUAUCGAAACUGUUACAAGCCUGCCACAAUCUGGCUUUACCUUUCCUGCUGCAAUUUCUCCGAGUGUUCAUAUUUCAUUUUCACCAAGUGGCUGCAUUGCAGCAUCUCUUGAUGAAAAAUCACAUGUCCAGAUGCGUGUGAUGGAGCAUUCUUUUGGUCUUGAGCAAGAUGGUUUGUUUAAUGAUGGAAAAUUCAUGAGUGCACUGGCUGCUCUCACCAUGGCUUAUUGCAGAGCUUGCAGCAGCGACAGUAAUAAUGAUGAUAUACUAAUGAUUGUUAUUCAGCAGCUCAACCAAGAUUCUCACAAGAAAUUCAUAGAUGAAGUAUAUCGAGCUUUGUCAAUGAACGUUACUGUCGAGCAAGACAAGCUCAUGAAUAACCCAUAUAUCCUGAAAUGCUUCAGUAUGCAGGCUGCACUUGGGUUUAAGAACCGACUUGAGCGCCGUAACCUUGCAGCUGCUGUUCCAUGGCUGACUCUACAGCUUCGACAAAUAUCCAUCCUACUCACCUAUAUACUACAUUUCAAUAAAGCUGGUGCUGAUGUUGAGUGUUAUGAUCCUGAAACAUUACGAAUAACAUUGGGAAAUGUGAAGUGGGCUCUCGACUUGGCUAAAUACAUUGUCGAUGACCUAUUCGAGAUUUCUGAUAAUCUAAACAGCCAGUCUAGCAGCCAAGAUUCAGGGUCAUCAUCAGGGAAAUUAUAUGAGUCACUCUCGACAAUCCUCAUUAUCUCAAGCAUUCCACGCUCAUUCCUCAGAUAUAUAUGCCGCGGUCUCCGUGGCCUCACUAAUGGAUUCAGGAAUGCAAUGAAUCUGAGCAAUGAAUCCUAUCAAAUCUAUUCUCAAAUAGUGACAGUGAUCACAGAAUCUGCUCUGAAAGUAGAUGUAUAUGAGAAGCUUCUUGCAACUGUUGAAUCUGAUGUUAAACAUGCCUAUCAAAACGCGGGUUUCAACAACGCAGACCGCGCAGCCCCUGAGCGAGACCUACUUAUCAAUGGCAGUAUACCACCCGUUUUACAGCCUGCGGUGACUGCAAUCCUUACCAAGACGGUUCCCAUGAUACGGAAUGAAGCCAACCCCAUGUAUUUGUUUUUACAAGACUACAGCUGGCUGGGUGUUGGUGACGACAAGAGAGCGGAUCUAUUCAGACACAAGUACGAAAUCGAUAUUCUUCGAAAAGUGUUAAUACCUCUAGAUGAAUCCAGGGGUGCUGUACGGCCAAGCCGAAGGUGUGUUCGAUGCUGUGCAAUAUCAGAGGAAAUUCCACCGAAGUCUAUGGCAGCCGUGAAGAUGCUGAUGAGAACCGCUGUUCUCCGAGCCUGUACUUGUGGUGGAAUGUGGUCUAUGAGCAAUGCUAGCAACCUAAGAGGCUCUACUACUUUGCCUGGAUGGAGACAGCCGGGGUAA
Messenger RNA from Trichophyton rubrum CBS 118892, 2019 nucleotides. RefSeq lists its product as uncharacterized. NCBI's taxonomy places the organism in Eukaryota, Fungi, Ascomycota, Eurotiomycetes, Onygenales, Arthrodermataceae. Gene Ontology annotation, cellular component: mediator complex. Gene Ontology annotation, biological process: positive regulation of DNA-templated transcription. The record is from RefSeq and is a predicted model, not a curated record. The coding region runs from base 1 to 2019 and encodes 672 amino acids. The transcript is spliced from 7 exons. Gene Ontology annotation, molecular function: protein binding.